AAAACGAUUGUAAAAUAAUAAAACAUUUUAUCAAUAAGCGUAUAAUAGUAGAGAUAAAGAUACCAUUAAUUAUAAUUUUAAACAUUAUUUACACAACUCAUUAUACAGGUGACGCGUGAAGGAGGUAUACGCGAUGGUUUUAAAAGAAAUAUUAUUUAUAGUAUUUUUAGUAGCUGCACUAAAUGCAGAAUAUGUUUCGUAUAAGGAUUAUAAAGUGUACAAAAUAGUUCCAAAGACGGAAAAUGAAGUACAAAUACUUCUGGACUUAAGAAAACAAAAUGAAUAUUUCUUCUGGAAUGAUAUUAUAAGUCUACAAAGUGAUGUGAAGAUUAUGGUGGCACCAAAUAAUCAAGAAGAUUUUGAAAAUUACUUCAAAAAUGUCAAUAUUUCUGCUGAAGUUGUUUUUGAUGAUGUCCAAAAGGUAAUCGAGGAUCAAAUGAAAAGAUCAGUUAGCAGAAGUGUAGUCUACGACUGGACGUACUACCUGAACUUAGAUGAAAUCAACGCCUGGCUGACCAGAAUCGUAGAAGAGCAUUCAGAUGUAGCUACUCUUGUAAACCUUGGAACAUCUGUUGAAGGCAGAACUAUCUGGGGUGUUAAAAUUGACUACAAAAAAGAAGAAAAUCCAGUAAUUGGUAUGAUUGAAGGUGGUAUUCACGCGAGAGAAUGGAUUUCUCCUGCUACAGUGACGUACAUCAUUAACGAAUUCUUGACCAGUACUGAUGAAAGUGUUCGGUUCAUGGCAGAAAAUAUUGUUUGGCAUAUUUUCCCGGUCGUUAACCCUGAUGGAUACGAAUACACCUUCAGCAAUAACAGAAUGUGGAGAAAAAAUAGAAGCAAGGAAAACUUCCAAACUUGUACUUCAGUAUCAGAUGAUAUUAGCAAUGGUAUUGAUUUGAAUAGAAACUUCGAAUUUGUAUGGAUGACAACCGGUGCCUCCUCCAAUCCCUGCGCAGAAACCUACGCUGGCCCGAUUGAAUUUUCGGAGCCUGAAUCUCGUGCCAUAGCAAACUAUGUUUUACACAUAAAGGAACAAGGCCGUAUGAUCUACUAUUUUGCCUUCCAUUCUUAUUCUCAAAUGGUCUUGGUGCCUUACAGCCAUCUUUCUGGAUACGAUGUCAUUGAAACUCCUAAUUAUGGUGACAUGUACGAGAUUGCUAUCCGAGGUAUGGACAAACUGAAGGCCAAACACAAUACGGACUACCAAGUUGGUACCUCUGGCGAUAUUUUAUACGAAGUUAGCGGUUCCAGUUUUGAUUGGGUGAAGGGAGUGGCCGGUAUUCCCAUCGUUUAUCUCUUCGAGCUUCGUGAUGAUGGUGAAUAUGGAUUCCUUCUUCCUGCAGAACGCAUAAUUCCUAAUAACGAAGAAAUUAUGGCUGGUCUUCUAGAAAUGGAGAAGGUUACCCGAAAUAUGGGUUAUUAUAAUAUUGUCAACAAUGAACCUUCACCUAAUCCUGAGGAUUCUUCCACUACUCCAGCGCCAGCUCCUGGCUCUGCAAUGAGAACGGUCUUUAGUUUUGUUCUAAUGGCUCUUUCUUUAUUUGUAACUUUGUAAUGAAAUGAAUCUAAUCAAUAAAUUCUUAUAUGACUGUUCGCUUUUUAUUUCACACG
This is a messenger RNA of Spodoptera exigua (beet armyworm), 1611 nucleotides long. The record is from the annotation of a GenBank genome assembly. Lineage: Eukaryota; Metazoa; Arthropoda; Insecta; Lepidoptera; Noctuidae.